UACUCCCAAAAUAAAUGUUUUUUUUCUAGUAUAAAUUGUAAUAAUCUUACAUAGCUACACAUUUGCCAAUUGGAGAAAAUCGUGUUUCUAUAAAAUGGUACAGUCUGCGCACGGCUUCAAGUUUACCCAGUCAGUUGGUCUUCUACAGUGAGUAGAGUAACAACCUACCGGGAGCGCGCGGUGAUGUUAAGAAAGCGAUCAAGACCUCGUUUUCUUUCUUCUGCUGAGACUACAGAGAGUGUUCAUUUGUAAGUAGGGCUGUCAGAGACACGCUUAUUCAGUGACCACCGCUAUUGCCAACAGGACUGACUGGGAUUCUCUACGCUCUGCUGGCUCUGUGUUACCGCUAUGGGCUCAGUGUGAGUGAAGAAGCAAAGACUUUGGGAUAUACAUAUAUGUUUGGCAUUUGGCUUUUUCUCAGUUUCUCAAAUGCAAACGGAAAUAUGCGGCAAAGCUUCGUCUUUCUCUUAACCGGUUUGCUUGGGUUGUGUUCAUGUUCAAGUUUCCCAAGUAACAUCAACAUAGGAGGUUUGUUUCCAACCGACUCCCAUGAAUACGACGUGUUCCGUUUCGCGCUCUCUCAACACAAUGAUGUUCCUAAACUGGUACCACAAGUGGACAUGGUGGACACGGGGAGCAGCUUUGCCAUGACAUACGCCUUUUGUUCCCAGUUCUCCAAAGGAGUCUACGCCAUAAUCGGCCUGUAUGACAGGAAGACCAUGAACAUGCUCAUGUCGUUCUGCGGAGCUCUGCACGUCUGCUUCGUCACGCCCAGCUUCCCCAUCGAUACCAACAACCAGUUUGUGAUCCAGCUGAGACCUGAACUCCAGGAUGCUCUGAUCGCUCUUGUCGAGCACUACAAGUGGACUAAGUUCGUCUACAUGUACAGCUCGGACUCAGGUCUGACGGUGCUGCAGAAGAUUUUGGACACUGCCGCCGAGAAGACCUGGCAGGUGACAUCCAUAAACUUUGACACCCUGACGGAGGCGGCAUUCUUGAAAACCAUCCAAGAUCUGGAAAAUAAGAAGGAGUACAAGAUCAUUCUGGACUGUGAGCUGGAGAGACUCAAUUCCAUCUUAAACUUGAUUGCAGCGCAAAAAAAGAACUUGAAGAACUACCACUACAUACUAGCAAACCUGGGAUUUCUGGAUCUUAAUCUCACAGAAUUCAGGAAGGGAGGUGCCAAUGUGACAGGCUUCCAGCUCAUGAACUACACAAAUCCUAAUGUCAGCAGGACAAUACAGGACUGGCUGGAGUUUGACAGUAAAGACUUGAAAAGUCCCAAAAGGAGGCUCAAGUACACGGGAGCGCUCACGUAUGACGGGGUGACUGUCAUGGCCACUGCUUUCCAGAACCUGAGAAAGCAGCGCAUUGAUAUCUCUCGCAGAGGGAAUGCAGGAGAGUGUCUGGCUAACCCUCCUGCACCCUGGGGCCAGGGCAUCGACAUUCAGAGAGCCUUACAGCAGGUGCAGUUUGAAGGACUUACAGGACAUGUUCAGUUUAAUGACAAAGGACAUCGGACCAACUUCACUGUCAGCGUGAUGGAUCUUGGCCCAAAUGGACCCAAGAAAGUGGGCUACUGGAACCAACAUGAGAAAUAUGUGAACACAGCUACUUACAGCAACAUACUCAAUGAGACGUACGGACUGCAAAACAGGACCUACAUAGUCACCACCAUCCUGGAAUCUCCAUAUGUGAUGCUGAAGAAGAACCAUGAGCAGCUAGUCGGAAAUGACAAAUAUGAGGGUUAUUGCGUGGAGCUGGCUGCAGAGAUCGCCAAGCAUGUGGGCUAUUCCUACAGACUAGAACUCGUGGGGGACGGAAAGUAUGGAGCCAGAGACGCAGAGACAAUGAUGUGGAAUGGGAUGGUUGGAGAAUUAGUGUAUGGCAAAGCAGACGUAGCUGUCGCCCCCCUUACCAUCACUUUGGUCAGAGAGGAGGUCAUCGAUUUCUCCAAGCCCUUCAUGAGCUUAGGUAUAUCCAUCAUGAUCAAGAAGCCCACCAAGUCCAAGCCAGGUGUCUUCUCCUUCCUGGACCCACUGGCGUAUGAGAUCUGGAUGUGUAUUGUGUUUGCCUACAUUGGCGUGAGUGUGGUGCUAUUCUUGGUGAGUCGCUUCAGUCCGUACGAGUGGCAUGCAGAUGAUGAAGAGGAUGGAACAGAGCAGCAAAAUCAGAACCAGAACCAACCACCAUCACCAGAGGCCAACCAGUCGCCAAAUCAGCAAGGUCAAAAUCAAAAUCAGCGAGAGGAGAAGCAGGAGAAGCAACCUGAACACUCCAAUGAGUUUGGGAUCUUUAACAGCCUGUGGUUUUCCCUGGGAGCCUUUAUGCAGCAAGGAUGUGAUAUCUCACCAAGAUCUCUCUCCGGUCGUAUAGUUGGAGGUGUGUGGUGGUUCUUCACUCUGAUUAUCAUCUCCUCCUACACAGCCAACCUGGCUGCCUUCCUCACUGUGGAAAGGAUGGUGUCCCCCAUCGAGAGUGCCGAGGAUCUAGCUAAGCAAACAGAGAUUGCCUAUGGAACUCUGGAUGGAGGAUCCACCAAAGAGUUCUUCAGGGUAAGAGAAAAAAGAUCAAAGAUCGCAGUAUUUGAGAAGAUGUGGUCCUACAUGAAGUCUGCAGAGCCUUCUGUAUUUGUGAAGACGACAGACGAAGGUGUCGUGCGGGUGAGGAAGUCCAAAGGGAAGUAUGCUUAUCUGCUGGAGUCCACUAUGAACGAAUACAUUGAACAGCGCAAACCAUGUGACACCAUGAAGGUGGGAGGAAACCUGGACUCAAAGGGCUAUGGAGUAGCCACACCCAAAGGAUCGGCCCUGAGAAACCCAGUAAACCUGGCAGUGUUAAAACUGAACGAGCAGGGCCUGUUGGACAAAUUGAAAAACAAAUGGUGGUACGACAAGGGAGAGUGUGGCAGCGGAGGAGGUGAUUCCAAGAAUCCCCGUAAACCUAGCGGUGUUGAAACUCAAUGAGCAAGCCGUCUUAGACAAACUGAAAAACAAAUGGUGGUACGAUAAAGGGGAGUGUGGAAGCAAGGACUCCGCCAGAAAGGUCAGUUCACUCAUUGGUCCUUUCCCUCACUUAGAGAUCCAGCUUUAGCGCUUUACUAAAGGCCCUGUCCUCCUCUCUCUUAAACACGCGCCACAGCCAACGCUCUGUCUCCAAUCUGCCAUUUACCCAGAGACUUGCGUGCACUGUCAUCAUGUUGCUGUCUGGCCCCUAUUACUUCCCACAUUACAAAAUAGACGUGAUGCUUGUGGUGUAUUUAUAGAAAUAAGCAACGUAGCUUUUUUUUCUUCACUCACUUCAGUGCUUCUGCAUGGGCACUUUGUUCUGCACUUGCAGUAUUUCCAAAUUAUUGAGCUUUUCCUGCUCAUUUGGCCGCAUUUAAUAACCGUACCUACAUAUUCAUGUGUAAAACUCAAACCUCUUCACUCGUAAAAAUGUUUUCAUCAAUAAAUUCAUGUACUCAAGGAUAAAAUCAGACUCCCGGUUCAAAAGUUAUAUUAUAUUAUAUUAUAUUAUUUAUCAGGAUAAUGAGUAUUAACCUAGUGGCAAAAAUAUUAAUAGUAUUUAAAGGGUUAGUUCACCCAAAAAUGAAAAUUCUGUCAUUAAUUACUCCCCCUCAUGUCGUUCCACACCCGUAAGACCUUCGUUUAUC
Molecule: messenger RNA, 3655 nt
Organism: Megalobrama amblycephala (Wuchang bream)
Lineage: Eukaryota; Metazoa; Chordata; Actinopteri; Cypriniformes; Xenocyprididae
Gene: gria1b
Product: glutamate receptor, ionotropic, AMPA 1b
Exons: 15
Coding region: 396-2966 (856 amino acids)
Biological process (GO): synaptic transmission, glutamatergic; modulation of chemical synaptic transmission
Cellular component (GO): dendritic spine; postsynaptic membrane; AMPA glutamate receptor complex
Molecular function (GO): transmitter-gated monoatomic ion channel activity involved in regulation of postsynaptic membrane potential; AMPA glutamate receptor activity
Source: RefSeq, a predicted model, not a curated record